Molecule: messenger RNA, 5438 nt
Organism: Manis pentadactyla (Chinese pangolin)
Lineage: Eukaryota; Metazoa; Chordata; Mammalia; Pholidota; Manidae
Product: bromodomain adjacent to zinc finger domain protein 2B-like
Exons: 26
Coding region: 326-3961 (1211 amino acids)
Source: RefSeq, a predicted model, not a curated record
CCCGGCCGGACUUCAGAGACCUCGGCUGAGAAGCGGCUCCCGCUUCCGCGGAUCUGCGGUGGAGGGUCCCGAGCGGGCCCCGCCUCAGGGGUGAAGACGACAGCGACGGCCCUGCGGGCUGGAAGGACCCAGGAGGCUGGGCAGCAACUUUGGGAUGACUUGGGAGCCCACUCCACCAGGAGGAAAAUGCAUCCUGCGUGGGGUCCUGACACCUGCAGAUGGAGCUUUGCCAUGAUUUCUUCUGGAUGUUUUUGUAAAGAGAUUAUUUCUGUAGAGAAAUGCCACUUCAGCAUCAUAUACACAGUCAUAAAAUUCAUAUCAAGAAAUGGGACCAGUCAGUCUUCCCUGCAACCUGAGGCAAAGAGAAAAAAGUCACACCCUAGGAAUGCAGUGGUGUCCUUUGAAAGAAGAGGAUGCCAUUCCCCGUGUGAGGGCAAUGGAAGCUCAUGGGGGACGACCACCGGAUCCAGAGGGAGAGCGACCAGGAGAGGAUACCAGCGUGAGACAGCGGAGCGGUCGGCCUCCUGAUGUUGGCGGUGCUGAAUGUGUAGAUAACACAGAUGGCAAAUUGCUAAGACAACUGCAAGCUCAAGAAAAAGCCCAACAAGCAGCACAAAUAAAGCUUUUGAGAAAACUCCAAAAGCAGGAACAGGCUCACAUUGCCAAAGAAGCUAAAAAACAACAAGCAAUAAUGGCUGCUGAGGAGAAGCGACAGCAAAAAGAGCAGAUAAAGAUUAUGAAACAACAGGAAAGAAUUAAGAGAAUACAACAAAUCAGAAUGGAAAAAGAACUUCGAGCCCAGCAAAUUCUAGAGGUAGAAUUCGAAAGAAUUAAGAGAAUACAACAAAUCAGAAUGGAAAAAGAACUUCGAGCCCAGCAAAUUCUAGAGGAAAGAAUUAAGAGAAUACAACAAAUGAGAAUGGAAAAAGGUCUUCGAGCCCAGCAAAUUCUGGAGGCUAAGAGGAUAAAGAAGGAAGAAGCUGCAAAAGCCAAGUUAUUGGAGGCUGAGAAACGAGAACAGGAAAAAGAACGGUCGAAGCAAGAAAAACGUGAUGAGAAACGAUUAAAGAAAGAGCUUAAACUAGAGCAACGAAGAUUAGAAUUAGAAAUUGCAAAAGAACUAAAGAAGCCUAAUGAAGACAUGUGCUUAGCAGACCAAAAGCCUUUGCCAGAGUUGCCUCGUAUUCCAGGACUUGUCCUCUCUGGAAGUACAUUUUCAAACUGUCUCAUUGUGGUGCAGUUCUUACGAGUCUUCGGUAAAGCUUUAGGCUUUAAUGGGAAUACUGAUGUUCCAGACCUGAGUAUUCUUCAAGAGGGAUUGCUGAAUCUAGGGGACAGCAUGGCUGAGGUACAAGACCUGCUUGUGAGGCUCCUGUCAGCUGCUGUGUGUGAUCCAGGUCUAAUUACAGGAUACAAGGCCGAAACAGCUCUUGGAGAACAUUUGCUGAAUGUUGGUAUGAAUCGAGACAAUGUUUCCGAGAUCUUGCAGAUCUUUAUGGAGGCCCGUUGUGGACAGACUGAGCUCACCGAAAGCCUGAGGACCAAGGCUUUCCAGGCCCACACUCCGGCCCAGAAAGCCUCGGCGCUGGCCUUCCUGAUCAGUGAGCUGGCGUGCAGCAGGAGGGUGGUGAGUGAAAUUGACAAGAACACUGAUUAUAUGUCAAACUUGAGGAGAGAUAAAUGGAUGGUAGAAGGUAAACUCCGCAAGCUCCGAAUCAUUUAUGCUAAGAAAGCAGGCAAGAGAGACACUUCAGGUGGCAUCGAUCUUGGAGAAGAGCAGCACGCGUCGGCCACCCCCACAGCAGGAUGCAAGCGAAGAAGGAAGGGCGGGGACAGUGACGCUGAUGGCAACGAGGAGGAGGAGGAGGAGGAAGACAAGGAAGACAGAAAAGGAAAGAAAACCGAUGUCUGUGAAGAUGAGGAUGAAGGUGACCAAGCAGCAAGUGUUGAAGAGCUAGAAAGACAGAUUGAAAAGCUGAGUAAACAACAGAGUCAGUAUAGAAGGGAGCUCUUCGAUGCGUCUCACUCUUUACGUUCAGUGAUGUUUGGCCAGGAUCGUUACAGACGUCGGUAUUGGAUUUUUCCCCAGUGUGGGGGGAUUUUUGUAGAAGGCAUGGAGAGCGCUGCAGGGCUGAAAGAAAUGGCAAAAGAAAGAAAAAAACGAAAAAAAGCAGAAAGCAUCCAGACCAAAGAAAUAUUUGAUACUUCUGACGACACUUUAAAUUGUUCAAAUCCGGAUCAUUGUGAGCAAAAGGAAGAUCCUAACGAAAAAGAUAACAGAAAUCUAAUUCUUCAGAAUCCUGGCUCUUUUUCCAAACUAAGCAAGCUUUUAGAAGUAGCUAAGGUGCCUCCUGAGUCAGAUGUAACAACCCCCAAACCAAAGAGCGGUGCAGAUGGGUGCGCACUGCCUCACCAGAACCGUGGGAGACACUCACCGGGCAGCAUGCAGCCAACGGUGACACAGAACGGCGUGGAAGAGACAGACUCGAAUCUGGUCAGUACCGGUUCAGGUGGUGCAGGCAAGGUCUACAGUCCUCUCCCCAGGGACCAGUUGUUACUGCCAAGAACACCUUGGGAGGACACUUCCCUUACCCAAGCCGAUGCGCCAGCUGCUUCUUCACCAACUCCUCGGGCCCAGCCGCCCUCUAAGUCACCUGCAGCUCUUGAAGUAGCCAAACCAGUAGAUUAUCCUAGUCCAAAGCCUAUUCCAGAAGAAAUGCAGUUUGGCUGGUGGAGCAUUACUGACCCAGAGGAUUUAAAAGCUUUGCUCAAAGUGCUACAUCCCAGAGGCAUAAGAGAAAAGGCAUUACAAAAACAAAUUCAGAAACACCUGGAUUACAUCACUCAAGCCUGCAUCGAGAAUAAGGAUGGUGGGCACCUAAAAGAGAUUUAUUUCUGCUCUCUUGCUUAUGAAUUUGUGUGUGUUAAAUGUACUUUUACCAUUAUUGAAUUAAAUGAAAAUGAAGAAAACCCGGUAACUCGAGAUAUUGUGGAGAACUGGUCAGUAGAAGAACAAGCAAUGGAAGUGGAUUUGAGGAUUCUUCAACAGGCAGAAGAUCUGGAAAGGAGAGUCGCAUCAGCAAGUUUGCAAGUAAAGGAAAAUCUGCAAGAAUCUAGUCCUGAUUCUGUAGAAAGCCGAAUUACUCUACUAGCUCCUGGUUGGAUGUGUCCAGAACCGGCAUCAGAAAGGGAGGACUUGGUCUAUUUUGAACAUAAGUCAUUUUCUAACUUGUGCAAGGAGCACGAUGGAGAAUUUACUGACGAAGAAGAAAGCAGUGCGCGUGCACUAGAGCGGAAGAGCGACAACCCCCUAGAUAUAGCUGUAAGCAGGCUGUCUGAGUUGGAGCGAAACAUUGAAAGGAGGUAUCUGAAGAGCCCCUUAAGUACCACCGUUCAGAUCAAACUGGAUAAUGUGGGCACAGUUACUGGCCCUGCUCCUGCACCAUCCACUAGUGGUGAUGAUGACGGAAUUGAAGAGGAUAUUGUUCCCGGUCUCAGGGUGUGGCGAUGGGCAUUAUCAGAAGCUCGCAGUGCUGCCCAGGUGGCUCUGUGCAUUCAGCAGUUACAGAAAUCCAUAGCAUGGGAAAAAUCCAUUAUGAAAGCUGCAAGUUCACUGAAAAGGGGCCGCAAAAACAGAAAAAGGAAAAUAGAGGAAAACACCUGCGGUACUGGAGUAAAACAAGAACGCUGUACUCGUGGAAAGAAACUGAAACAGGACAACUCUGACCCGACUCUUGGCAGCCUUACUAAAAUGCAAACUCGUCUCAAUAAAGACAUGAAAAAAAGAAAAAUAGAAGAAAACACCUUCACUAACUUACCAAACCAGGAAAGCUUUAAUUCUGUAAAGAAAAGGAAGCAAGACCACUCUGACCUGACUCUUUCCAGGUAUAAUUUUUGUUCCCCUGUCCUAUAUAUUCAUAACAUCCCAUUGUAUUUGUUUAGAAACCUUCCACCAUACUAAAAGUGACUUUAUGACCGUUUGUGUAAAUAGGAAUUUUCCUAUGUAAAGUCCACUCUGUACUAUAAGUGUAUUCUUUCAUGUGUUUUUAUGAAUUAAUUUGCAUUGUCUUUACUUGGAAGAGAAUGAAAGCUCAUCUUUUCCUAAAGGUAGAUAACUAAAGCAUGGAUAGUGAUUUCAAACAUUACUUUCUCUUGUACCCUUACUGAAAUGGACAGUCAUGAAGAUGCACGGCCUUUUGUAGAACUGCCGGAGUGCAGCACACGGAGUCGUCUGCGUUUCCGCCUCAGGGAUGGAAGACACGUUUUUAUUAAAAGUGCGUAAGCAGCUUUAUAAUAACAUGUCUGGUAUCUGGGGGUCUCGUCAACAAGAAAUAAAGUGGUUAAACACACACACAGAGCAGUCUUUCAAGAAUGAUCAUUUUCUUUUAAACAAAUACAAUAUCCCUGAAAAAAGGAAAGCGUGGUGUGCAUAUUGGCUACUUUGGGCUGGUGUUUUCAUCACUGGUGGUACAUACUCAGCAGGAGCAGCUGGGCAGGAAGUAGUGGGCAUGGUAUGAAAAUGGCAGUUGGUCCAGUACUAAUUGUCACUGUACGUGUGGGUAUCAUUUGUUCUGUGACUGACUUGCACUCGAGGUGCCCUAGGGUGAGUGUAUCCUCAAGCCCCUGGCACGGUUCUCCUCAAAUAACCAAAGUCCUCCUAAGCCUCUGCUGCCACCCAACUACAGGUAUCCACAGCAUACUUUCAUUCGGAUGCACGAGGCCUUCGCCGUAACCGUCAUCAUUUCUGUCCUGGUUGCUCUGUAGAUUAUAGAUCCCGGGCCGACCCUCAAGUUUGUAUUUCGAUUGCCAUUCAAGUGGUAAUCAAUGAAUGAUGACCAAUGAGUGCUCUACUGUUAAACCCAGGAUAUCAUCCAUGGGAAAUAAUAUGUAGAGAAUAAAGUAAUAUUUAUUUAGUUGUUAACCAUAGUGCAAAUCAAGUGAAAGUUAUGUGUGGGUAUGGGGAUAUCUUGAACUCAGAAGAAUUAAGUUAUCAUAAAUGCACAGUGAUCUCUUUUCCUGGUUUCAACCUCAAAAUGAAAUUUGUUAAAAGCACUAAUUUUAAAAUGAGGGUAUCUAAUCUGCCUUUGGUACCUUAUGCACCCCCUCUGUUCUCCUUUUUCCAUUUCUUCCACCCCCAAUACCUUUUCAAAAUAUUUAAAAUCCUAUUCAUUUAGCCUCUCAUUAAACACAUCCUCAACAAGGAAAUCUGAUAUCAAUCAUUUACUCCUUAUUGUAAGUUUUCUUUGUGGGCUUCUUUCAACGUUAUUUUUAUCUUAAGUAUUUCCAUUUAAGAAAUGAAAGAAGUUUGUGUUGUUAAAAUAAUUCAAUUUCAACUGGAAGUUAAGGGAGGUAUUUUAAGAGAAUCAAAAUUUUCCUUCCAGAGAAAUAUGACUGUCAUACAACACAGGGAAACUAGUAGAGCCUUAUCUACUAGGAAU